AUGGACUCACAUAAAAUCGACGCAUCAGCUGUGCCUGAUACAGAUACGCAGUUUGCUAGCGGUAUCACCACACCAGAUGUCCUAGCAGAAGAGAAGCAGCGCCAGCACCAGCAGUGUAUGGAGGAGGAAGUCAAGUCUGCUCAGGACGAGACAAUCGACAAGGUUGUAGAAGAAUAUCCCAGAGGCUUACGACUAGUUCCCAUUUUAAUCGCCAUACUCUGCGCAGUCUUUCUUACUGCCCUGGAUAUGACCAUCAUUGGAACUGCGAUUCCUAAGAUCACCGAUGAAUUCCAGGGCCUCAACAUGGUCUCUUGGUAUGGCUCCGCGUACUUUAUGACAUUUGGUGGUUUUCAGUCCGCGUCUGGUAAAUUCUACCGUUACUUCCCGCUCAAAUGGUCCUUCUUGGGUGCUAUAUUCGUUUUCGAAGUUGGGAGCUUGAUCUGUGCCGUGGCUCAGAACUCGACAACCUUCGUCGUCGGUCGCGCAAUCGCUGGUGUCGGCUCCGCCGCCGUAGUGACGGGUGCGUUCACUAUGGCUGCAUUGUCUGCUGAGCCUAAACGACGACCAGCUCUCAUGGGGCUUGUGGGCGCCGUAUAUGGCUUGUCUAGUGUUGUAGGUCCGCUCUUAGGAGGUGUCUUCGCAGACACUGUGAGCUGGCGAUGGUGCUUUUACAUAAAUCUACCUAUCGGCGGAGCCUCUGCAGUCCUGAUCUUGUUCACCUACAAGACCCCACCGCAAGUUGUGAUUGUCAAAGCGACUUGGAAAGAAAAGGUCUUGCAAAUGGAUCCUCUUGGCAUUGCACUUGUCAUGGGUGGCAUUGUCGCAUAUAUAUUGGCACUCGAAAAUGGCGGCCAGAAGCAGCCUUGGGGCAGCAGUCUUGUCGUUGGACUACUGGUAGGCUUCGUCGUCAUUCUGUUUACCUUCAUCGCAUGGGAGAUCUUCAAUGGCGAGCGAUCAAUGCUUCCACCCCGGCUCCUCCGUGAGCGAACCCUAUGGCAGCCAUCUGCCUUCAUCUUCUUCUAUUCAUCAGCAUAUCUCGUACUAUUGUACUACCUGCCGAUUUAUUUUCAGAGCGUCGACAACCGAAGCGCAAUCAACUCGGGUGUGCUUAACCUUCCAUUGGUCCUCGCAAUGGUAAUAGGCAGCAUCAUCAGCGGUGGCGUUGUCUCGAAGACGGGCUAUGCUGCACCUUUUAUGAACGUUGGUGCUAUCCUAGCGACUGUCGCUACUGGUCUGAUGUAUACAUUCGAUAUCGGCACUGGAUUGGGCAAGUGGAUAGGAUAUCAGGCUCUUUAUGGUAUCGCAGUCGGGUUGGGAUUCCAAAUGGCUAUCAACACUGCUCAGGCCAAUGCAACAAUAGGAGACAUGUCUUCAGCAACAGCAACAGUCUUUUUUUUCCAAACCAUCGGCGGCGCAUUCUCAUUGACUGCUGCCCAGUCUGGCUUUGUGAACCGCAUGAUUACCACGAUUGCGAGCACAGCACCAAAUGUGGACCCACAUGCAGUAAUUGGAACUGGUGCCACUCAACUUCGGCAGACGUUCACUGCUGAAGAUUUACCAGGCAUCGUGGUGGCAUACAUGGCGGGUAUCAAGGUCGCGCUCGCAAUUGCGACCGCUUUAGCUGGUGCAGCGGUGUUAGCUGCUGUACUUACACCCUUCAAGAAACUCAACAUGGAGAAGGUUCAAGCUGGAGCUGCGUAG
Molecule: messenger RNA, 1701 nt
Organism: Alternaria atra
Lineage: Eukaryota; Fungi; Ascomycota; Dothideomycetes; Pleosporales; Pleosporaceae
Exons: 4
Coding region: 1-1701 (566 amino acids)
Biological process (GO): transmembrane transport
Molecular function (GO): transmembrane transporter activity
Source: RefSeq, a predicted model, not a curated record